Molecule: messenger RNA, 1886 nt
Organism: Carassius auratus (goldfish)
Lineage: Eukaryota; Metazoa; Chordata; Actinopteri; Cypriniformes; Cyprinidae
Product: tripartite motif-containing protein 35-like
Exons: 6
Coding region: 146-1558 (470 amino acids)
Molecular function (GO): protein binding; zinc ion binding
Source: RefSeq, a predicted model, not a curated record
AGCUCCACCCUGAUUUACAGGUGUCUGGGAUGUAAACACAGAUGAGUUGAGAGACACUCUUGUGCUCUUUGACAGCUGGACCAGACACAGAGAGAGAGUCAGAGAAACACAACUAGCUAAAAAAUUGAAUUGCGUAGGUGGCAAAAUGGCCAGCAGACUGUCUAUUACAGAGGAGGAUUUCUACUGCCCCAUCUGCUGUGACGUCUUCAGGGAUCCCAUUAUCCUAUCCUGCUCUCACAGCAUCUGUAACGGCUGCGUGAAAACCUUCUGGAACCGGCGAGAAACUCAAGAGUGUCCUAUCUGCAGAGCUGUGUCCACCAACCCUAACCCACCUAUUAACAUUGUGCUGAGAAACAUGUGUGAUCUGAUGAGAGAAGAAACAACUCAGGAGCCUCCCGUAGAGAUGGUGGAGUUCUGUAGUCUUCAUGGAGAACCUCUUACUUUCUUCUGCACUGAAGAUCAAGAAGUAGUUUGUGGGAAAUGCAGAAAUGUCAAAUCGCAUAAGAACCACCGAAUCCAUUUAACAGCAGACGCGUCGCAGGACCUGAGGCAACAGCUCCAGCUGAAACUUAAGACCUUUCUGGAGAAACUCAGAGUCUACGAGCAAAUCAAACAGUCCUGGGAUGAAACAGCAGAUUAUAUGAAGAAACAGAGCCAACACACUGAGAAUACAAUUAAGGAGGCGUUUGAAAAGCUUCACCAGUUUCUGGACAUUGAAGAGGCAGACAGGAUGACGAUGCUGAGGAAAGAAGAAGAGCAGAAGAGUGAGAUAAUUAAAAAGAAGAUUGAGGAGAUUAGAUCAGGGAUGUUUUCUCUCUCAUGCAUUAUCGAGUCCAUCGAAGAACAGCUGAGAAGGAAUGACUACAGAUUUCUAGUGAACUACAAGGCUACAAUUGAAAGAACAAAGUGUACAAUGCGGGAUCAGAGCAGACCUUCAGGAAUGCUCAUCAAUGUAGCAAAACAUGUGGGUAACAUAACAUUUGAAGUAUCCAAGAAACUACAAGCCAACACCCGAUACACCCCAGUAACCUUUGACCCCAACACCGCCCAUCCUUAUCUGCUCGUGUCAGAUGAUCUGACUAGUAUAACUUACACUGACGAGCAUUUCCAUCAGCUUCCAGCAAACCCAGAGAGAUUCGACGGCUACACAAGCAUUCUGGGUUCUGGGGGCUUUAACUCGGGGACUCACUGCUGGGACAUCGAGGUGGGUGACAGCACAGCCUGGGCUGUGGGAGUAAUCACAGAGUCCGCAUACAGACACAGACAGACCUCCAAAACGGGUCUGUGGUAUGUGGGCUUCUGCAACGGGAAAUACGGGAAGGGCUGUUCUCCAGAGAUCCUCACCCUUCUACGGGUCACCCAAAGAAUUCAGAGAAUCAGGGUGCAGCUGGACUGGGACAAGGGCAAAGUCACAUUCACCGACUUGGGUCAUAAUAUCGGCCUGCAUAUGUUUAAACACACGUUCACUGAGAGAGUGUUCCCUUACUUUUAUAGUCACUGUAUGAAACAUCCUAUGAGGAUCAUAGAGGUAAAGACAGCUGUGGAAGCACACGUUUAAGCCAAUACAACUUUAAACUGGUGAAGUUAAGCAGUUAAAGGUUAACUGUGAUAUAAAUAAUACAACAAUAUAAAAUCAUCUUAAAGAGAAAGUCGCAAGAACAGUACUGCGAUAAAACAUUACUGCAUGACAGCAAUAUUCAAUCCACGUACACUACAAAUAGAUAAAUCAAAUAACUAGAAUUGUUGUGUUUUGGAGAAAAAAAAAAACUUAAAAAUUGAUUUACCUGACAAACUAGAUUAGGUUUUCAUUAGGUUAGGCAUUAGGUUUCAGAGAAGGUUUUUUUAUUAAGAAAGAAAGAAAGAAAGAAAAUAUCACUAAAUGUAUU